Blepharisma stoltei is the source of this 1007-nucleotide messenger RNA. The record is from the annotation of a GenBank genome assembly. NCBI's taxonomy places the organism in Eukaryota, Ciliophora, Heterotrichea, Heterotrichida, Blepharismidae.
AUGAACAAAGCAUUGAUCAUAUUCGCCUUAUUAUUUAUAACCCAAGCCACAGACGAGCGUGAGUUUCUUGAAGGCUUUCUAUCAGGAUUCCAAGAAACAGACGUAGAAAUUGGAGAAGACUGCUUAAACCCAGCUUAUGUCCAAAAAGUGAGCUUAAAUGUAAAGGCAAUAGUGGAAGCUUUAUAUCAUAAAAGCUACUUGAAAGCAGGAAUUAUAGUAAAAACUUUUCUGGCAGAGGCUGAGCAUGAAUUGGACAGCUGCCAUUAUCAUGAAGUUGUAGGAAUUUUUUCAACAAUCAGCGAAGUAGGCCCGAGGACUCUUUUGUUUAGGCUGUACACGAAUUUUGAGUUUAUUGAAGCAAAUAUUAUGCAGAUGGCGAAUGCUAAGAAUGUCCAUGAAGCUGGAGAACAUUUUGGGAAGGCCUUGAGAUAUUUUAUUGAAGAUAUCCUGGGGUAUUUUAAAUAAAUGAGAUGCUAUUUAUAAGAUUAUAUUGAAAAAGACUUUAGAAAUAAAAAUAAUUCCUUACGAAUUUUAUACAAAUUUAACUAAAAUUAUAUAAUCCUCAUCCAGCCUUGAUUGACAUCAAUAAACUUUAUGAUAUUUCAGUCGGAUUUUUCGCCAGGAUUGGAGAAACUUGUAAAAAUCCAUCCUGUGUCAGUAGCCUCAACGAAAUUCCUAGUUCUCUCACACUUGCAGGAAGCUCGCUCAAUAGUGUCAUCAAAGGAGAUCAAAAUUUAAACAGCCUGACCAUAAAAAUCGCUUUAUUAGUACUUGAUCUUAAAAAAGUUAACGGUAAUUGUGACCUGGCAGACUUUAAAGCAAAAAUUGCAAAAUUAUUCACAUCAGAUGGGCUCACCCAAGCUACAAUUAGAUAUGGAAUGAAUAUUAAAAAAAUAAACGCUAAGAAGGCAGAGCUUGCAAAGGCUUAUUCUAUCUUAGAUUACAAGCAAGCAGGAAGCAUUUAUGCAGAUUUGUUAAAAAUCUUGUUGAACUGGCAGCUUAAUUAA